Glycine soja is the source of this 981-nucleotide messenger RNA. RefSeq names its product probable E3 ubiquitin-protein ligase XERICO. The record is from RefSeq and is a predicted model, not a curated record. Lineage: Eukaryota; Viridiplantae; Streptophyta; Magnoliopsida; Fabales; Fabaceae. Bases 92 to 559 code for a protein of 155 amino acids. The transcript has a single exon.
GAAAUUUUUGUAUUAAAGUCAUGUGUUUAUAUGUAAAAAAGCAAAAAAAAGUAUUAGUGCAUUAGUUUAGUUGCAUUUAGUUAGCAUCAAUAUGAAACCUCUCUCUAAGCUCUUAAACAAGCUUUGUGGGAAAAUGAUAAUGCUAUUAGCAUCCCUUCUAAUAGAGCUUAUCAUUCUCAUUCAGAAGCUAAGGGAAUCACGUCCCAUCAGCACCCGCCAAUACAUCAAACUCAUCGAGAAGAAGAACCCCACAAUUUGCUACACCAAAAGAUUUAACUUGAAGGCAGAGCACGCUACAGAGUGCAGGGUAUGCUUGUCCGAAUUCGAGCAAGGGGAGAAGCUGAGGAAGCUCAAAUGCCAACACACGUUUCAUAGGGAUUGUUUGGACAAGUGGUUGCAACAGUACUGGGCUACGUGCCCACUUUGUCGGAAACAGGUGUUGCCUGAUGAUGUUGUGUUCAAGCACCGUCAGCAUCAGAAUCAACCAGAGGCUGCUUCUAAUGGGAAUCAUGACAAUCUUCUCUAUCUUUUUUCAGCAUUUCGUGGUGGCAACACUUAAUUUGCACAGAUAACUCUCUCUCUCUCUCUGAAUUACCCAAUGUCUUCAACAUAUUUAUAGUAGUACUAUAUAGUUAAAACAAAACCACCUAAUUAUUUUUUCUUUUUAGAAAAGGGUUUAAUUUGUUAUUCUUCCCCUGCCAGGAUUCUACGGAGGAAUAUUAAUAUUGAAGUACACCCUAUAGAUAUAGAUAUUAUUAAAGCAUCGAUGCUACCUUUUUUGUAUUUCACUCUUCUUCUGCUUAUUAUUUGGAUUAAGGUUUGACUGAUCUAGAAAUUCAUAUUCAUAUGUCUGUGUAAGUGGACAUUUUAAUUUUGGGGUUAGAAACAUCCGGCAAUUGUGAUGGAGGAAACCCAACUUCCUACUGACGGUAGAGUUGGUUGGUCAAAUGAGGUAGUGGAGUCUCUCAGACACAUAUUAUU